CGUGCUGAAAAGGUGCUUUUUACCAUUAACCUCGAUCAACCACAAACAAUGGAAAUUGGAAAAAUCGCUCAUUCUUCGCAGCCUUGUGCAAGGAUGCUCUUCUCUGCGUCAUCCCUUGACUUAGAUGGCUCCUAAAAUAUCAUUAUGUUCAUGCUUAUGAUAUCAAUGCUUCUCUUUUAUUUUGCAACUGACACAGUUAAAGGAAUUAAAGUCAGUUCCUACGAGAUUUUAAGUUUGAUUUAAUAGUUUUGGGUGAUAUAUCUGUGAAAGCAACUCUCAGUUUUCUGUACUUCCAACGGUAAGGUAUAAGGUAGGAAUGGGAAAAUUCCUAGUUGGAAUGUUGUAUUUAGCUAUCAAGAGAGCAGCAAUUUGCUUUGUGUUUUUGAAGUUCUUUACGAUGUCUAUAUAUUUUACUUAACAUAGUAACGUAAUGAACACUACGUCUCAUGUUUCUCCUACACGUCUUUCGUGUUCUAGCCGCUUCCUGCCUGCUUUACAACGGAACAGAGCACAGUGAAGAAGAGACGAACUGACUUUGAAGAGGUAAAAACCGACUGCUGCAAAUCAACCCAAAUAGUGUUCCUAGAGCUGGGAUUUCAAUGAUAGAGAAAAAAGCGUGAAUAAAAUCAUGGCGAAUUUAACUGAGGAUGGAAAUUAUACGACAACAAGCCCAGAGGUUUCCUGCAUUAUUGCUCUCGGAGCAGCUCAGAGGAUAUUUCUUUUAGCUACAAAUAUUCCGCUAUCCAUAGUUGCAUUUGUAGGAAAUUUUCUGAUCAUCGUUACUCUUCGUAAGGUGUCGUGCCUUCAUCCGCCCUCAAAACUAUUGCUCGGUUGUCUUGCGGGCACAGAUCUGGGCGUGGGCCUCAAUUCACAACCUCUUUUCAUUGUUUUCUUCAUGUCUUCAGAGCAUUCAAAGGGUUGUUACUACUCAUCAUUACUUUUAAAUACUAUUGGUUCAAUAUUCAUCUCGGUAUCGCUGUUGACAAUGACAGCAAUAAGUGUAGACAGACUUCUUGCUCUGUUGUUGGGGCUAAGAUACAGACAGGUAGUAACUGUGAGGCGAGUAAGACUUCUCGUUUUUACUUUUUGGGUCCUCAGCACUCUCAAUGCAACAGUAUUCCUUUACAGUAUACACAUUGCUAUCAGCAUCACUUGUGCAGCGUUGUUAUUAUGCUUAAUGAUCUCCUCUUUCUGUUACACCAAAAUUUAUCGGACCCUUCGCCUUUCUGAAGCCCAAGUGCAAGAUCAAGGUCCCAAGGGAAAACAGAAUGGAGAAGGGAUUCAACUGAACAAAGCGAGAUACAGAAAGACAGUGUCCACAGCACUGUGGUUACAGAUGGCAUUAUUUGCUUGUUGUCUUCCUUAUGGUUUAGUUUAUGGUUUUAUUCUUAUCAGUGGAAUUAAUACACAUUUCCUUAAAUUCGUCUCGUAUCUUGCGUUUUCUUUGUUGCUGUUUAACUCGACUCUAAACCCAUUCCUGUAUUGUUGGAAGAUGAGAGAGAUGAGACAGGCCGUGAAGCACACGAUCAGACGGUUUUUUCGUUUACUUACUCAGGAAACCUAGAUUAAGUUAGUUUUGGCCCUGCUUAGUCUUGCACUUGAAGGAGACAAUAAUCGGCUGAGACAAACGUAUUCCAUUGCAAAAUUAAAUUUUUAUGUAUUUGUUUAAACGCAAAUUAUGACACUUCGAACUCUGUUUUAAUACAUCAGAAAGUGUAAACUCGAA
Molecule: messenger RNA, 1726 nt
Organism: Stylophora pistillata
Lineage: Eukaryota; Metazoa; Cnidaria; Anthozoa; Scleractinia; Pocilloporidae
Product: melanocortin receptor 4-like
Biological process (GO): G protein-coupled receptor signaling pathway
Cellular component (GO): plasma membrane
Molecular function (GO): G protein-coupled receptor activity
Source: RefSeq, a predicted model, not a curated record